UUGUUUUCUCUAAGCUCCCCUCAGCUGAAUAGCAGCGUUCUACAGGUGAAGCUCUCAGUUUCCCUCCUGCCGUGUUCAUGAAUCAGGUGUUUUCUAUCUUUAGAUGCCAAUGGCCCGUGUUGUGUUGCUCCUGGUGUGUGUUGCUCCUGUGGUUCGGUGUUACAGCUCGGGUCUGGUCGUGGACAGCUGUGAGGACAUGCGUCCUCACCACUCAGGACAGAGUCCACAGACAGGAGCAGCACCUUUCAGCGUCACCGUGGACCACAGCAGCUACCGGCCGGGAGACCAGGUGAAAGUCCGGCUCCAGGCUCCAGGCUCCGCUCCAUUCAUGGGUUUCCUAUUACAGGCCAGAGAGGAGGGGGGGGGCUCCACGGUGGGCUCCUUCACUGUGGCAGCAGGGAGCGCUCAGCUCCUCACCUGCAGCCGCACACCUAACUCAGCUGUAUCCCACAGAUCAGAGUCUUUAAAGACCUCCAUUCAGGUGAUAUGGAGAUCAGGAACAUCAGGAGACAUGAAAACCAUUCAGUUCCAGGCGUCCUUCGUUCAGAAUUACAGGACCUUCUGGUUGGAUGUUAGAAGUCCUUCCGUGACAUUUGCUAAUGACAGUACUGAUGCAUCUACAAGUCUCUCCACUGCAAAAACACCAACCACAGAACAUCAACCUGCACCGCCUCUCAGCAUAACCAGUGCAGGUUGCGGUGUCACCAAGGUGUGUUUCAGUCAGCCUCCCCACUGUGACCCUUCCACCAGCGCUGGCUGUUACUUCAUGUCAGCCAUGCUGCCGUCUCCCUCUGCUGCAGCAGUCCACUAUGAAAUGACAGGUCCUUCUGAUGGAUACAUCUCUUUUGGAUUCUCAGACGAUCAGAUGAUGGGAAAUGACGACAUUUAUAUCUGUGGCAUGGGCAGCAACCACGUGGUGCAGCUGCAGCAUGCUUUCUCAACAGGACGAGCCUCCACAGCUUCUUCCUCUGGUACUGUUGGGAAUAUUUCUGAUGUAAGAGCGUCAGUGGAGGAAGGGGUGAUCAGCUGUUCCUUCACUUCUAUGAACAGUAUUAGUCUUCAGAAGACCACUGGCUUCAACAAAACCUACUAUCUCAUGUUUGCCCAUGGACCCAGCAGCUAUGGUAAUGGAAGAAAUUGUGCAAUGAUGCCAAUGGCCCGUGUUGUGUUGCUCCUGGUGUGUGUUGCUCCUGUGGUUCGGUGUUACAGCUCGGGUCUGGUCGUGGACAGUUGUGAGGACAUGCGUCCUCACCACUCAGGACAGAGUCCACAGACAGGAGCAGCACCUUUCAGCGUCACCGUGGACCACAGCAGCUACCGGCCGGGAGACCAGGUGAAAGUCCGGCUCCAGGCUCCAGGCUCCGCUCCAUUCAUGGGUUUCCUAUUACAGGCCAGAGAGGAGGGGGGGGGCUCCCCGGUGGGCUCCUUCACUGUGGCAGCAGGGAGCGCUCAGCUCCUCACCUGCAGCCGCACACCUAACUCAGCUGUAUCCCACAGAUCAGAGUCUUUAAAGACCUCCAUUCAGGUAAUAUGGAGAUCAGAAACAUCAGGAGACAUGAAAACCAUUCAGUUCCAGGCGUCCUUCGUUCAGAAUUACAGGACCUUCUGGUUGGAUGUUAGAAGUCCUUCAGUGACAUUUGCUAAUGACAGUACUGAUGCAUCUACAAGUCUCUCCACUGCAAAAACACCAACCACAGAACAUCAACCUGCACCGCCUCUCAGCAUCUCCAGUGCAGGUUGCGGUGUCACCAAGGUGUGUUUCAGUCAGCCUGCCCACUGUGACCCUUCCACCAGCGCUGGCUGUUACUUCAUGUCAGCCAUGCUGCCGUCUCCCUCUGCUGCAGCAGUCCACUAUGAAAUGACAGGUCCUUCUGAUGGAUACAUCUCUUUUGGAUUCUCAGACGAUCAGAUGAUGGGAAAUGACGACAUUUAUAUCUGCUGCAUGGGCAGCAACCACGUGGUGCAGCUGCAGCAUGCUUUCUCAACAGGACGAGCAGCUCCACAGCUUCUUCCUCUGGGGAAUAUUUCUGAUGUAAGAGCGUCAGUGGAGGAAGGGGUGAUCAGCUGUUCCUUCACUUCUAUGAACAGUAUUAGUCUUCAGAAGACCACUGGCUUCAACAAAACCUACUAUCUCAUGUUUGCCCAUGGACCCAGCAGCUAUGGACAAAUACGCUUACAUACAGGCACCUUCAUCAGCACUGACAGGAUAGACAUGUCCAGACCUCAGCUUGUCAGAAAAGCUGGUUGGCCACAAAUCAUCAAAGCACAUGGAGCCCUGAUGCUGAUCGCCUGGAUGACUAUGGGACCACUAGGAAUGAUGGCAGCUCGGUAUCUGAAAGGAGUGACCGAGAGGAAGUACCUGGGCGGAAGAGAUGUCUGGUUUCUGGUCCAUGUUGCAUUGAUGAGUGUGACAGUAGCAACCACAAUCACCGCAUUCAUCCUCUCCUUCUCAUUCGCCAAAGCCUGGUCUGGGGGAGCGCAUCCUGUGUUAGGCUGCCUGGUUAUGAUUCUUUCAUUCCUGCAGCCAAUACUAGCUCUGCUGCGCUGUGGACCAAAGCAUCCACGGAGGUUUCUGUUCAACUGGUCACAUGCUUUAAAUGGAGUGGCUAUAAAAGCUUUAGCUGUUGCAGCCAUAUUUACAGGCCUGAAGUUGAUUGACAGCAAUCUGAACCAAUGGCUGAUGAAAGUGAUGGGUGGUUUGGUUGGCUGGGAAGCUUUAUUCUACAUUCUGUUGGAUGUCCUUUUAAAAUGGAAGUUUAACAACACAGAUACUAUGGAAUCACAAAUGAUGACAGUGGCCGGCCUGCUGAUGGCUCUGUUCUUCCUGGGAAACUUGACCUUUUUGACGGCACUGUUGGUUGGAAUCGGGAUGUCAUAAGAUGAGCAACAACAGAGCAACGUGCUCAAGCAUUAGCUUUUCUACUGUACACAAUUUUCAAAAUUUGUAGAUAAUGUUUUCUUCUUUUUAUACAGAAUUUUUAAGUGAAAUGCUUGAACAUUAUGUUUUAAUGUCUGAUUUGUAGGGGGUGACCCCGACUAGUCACAUAUUUGAUGAGGUGCUGAAUGUCGGAUUUUAAGAAAUCGAAGAAUACAUUUAUUGAUCAGAGCACCAACAAGAAUGUAGUUAGCAGUGGCAGAGUGCUUUUCAUUUAUUAAUGAUUCUCUGUUAAAAUCAGUAAUGAGAAGCAAAAACGAAAGAACUUUUGACAUGAUUUUAUACGGUCAGACAGAUCGCAGAACCACGUAUGGUGGAGAUAGAAAACAUUCAGACUGUUUACAUUAAAGUCAGUGGUAGAAGCCUUCUCUUCUGGUGUUCAUUCUUAAACCCUUAUC
Messenger RNA from Centropristis striata (black sea bass), 3333 nucleotides. RefSeq names its product putative ferric-chelate reductase 1. The record is from RefSeq and is a predicted model, not a curated record. Bases 104 to 2878 code for a protein of 924 amino acids. The transcript is spliced from 22 exons. Gene Ontology annotation, molecular function: oxidoreductase activity, acting on metal ions. Lineage: Eukaryota; Metazoa; Chordata; Actinopteri; Perciformes; Serranidae.